UCUGUUCGUGGCGACUUGCCUGGUAGACAUGUACUGCAAGUGUGGCGAGCUUGAGGAGGCUCGCAAGAUUUUCCACUCCAUGGGAACUCGGAGUGUUGUCUCCUACAAUGCGAUCAUCCACGGCUGCGGCUCGAACGGGCAAGCUGAACUUGCUCUGGAGUACUACUCUGCCCUGAGAGCUGAUAACACCAUUCAACCCGACGAUGGGACACAUGUCGCGGUGAUCAGCGCCUGCUCCACACUUGCUACCGAAUCCAGCGAGAAGAGGGAGAGAGCUCUACACAUCGGGAUGCAAGUCCAUUCAGUACUGAGCAAGGAGAAGAAACAUCUAGGUCUGUUCGUGGCGAAUUGCCUGGUAGACAUGUACUGCAAGUGUGGCGAGCUUGAGGAGGCUGCGAUCAUCCAGGGCUGCAACACGAACGGGCGAGCUGAACUUGCUCUGGAGUACUACUCUGCCCUGAGAGCUGAUAACACCAUUCAAGCUGAUGCUUGGACCUACACCUGCGUCCUUGUUGCUUGCGGGAGUGUGAUGGCGAUCAAGCUCGGGAGGGAGAUUCACCAGCUGGCGAAGCAUAAAGGGCUGCUGAAAAACAAUCCAGUUCUGGGCUCCAGCCUGGUGAGCUUCUACGGCAAAUGCGGUGAUGUUGAUUCUGCUCAGGAAGCGUUUGACGAGUGCCGAGCUCGGGACGACACGGGUCUCUGGAACUCUCUCAUACAGGCUUACACUCUCCAGGGCCGAUCGAUCGAGGCCUUGGAGCGUUUCUAUUCCAUGACUCAGGAGGAGGGCUGUAAAGCUGACGAUGUGAGUUUUGUUUCGGUGUUGAACGCUUGCAGCCAUGGUGGUCUGGUCGGGAAAGGAAGGCAGCUUCUGGAUGAAAUGCCCAAGCAGUAUGGAGUCAAGCCACGUCUGGAGCAUUAUGUGUGCUUGAUCGAUAUGCUCGGGCGAGCUAACCUCCUCGACGAAGCUGUGAGAGUUCUCAGAGCCAUGCCUUUUGAACCGGAUGCAGUGGUUUGGACGUCCCUGCUCGGAGCCUGCCGGAAGUGGAAGAAUUACACGAUCGGCAAACUCGCGUUUGAGCGUCUUGUGGAGAUGGAUCCCAAGAGCGGCACGCCCUACGCAUUGAUGGCCAAUAUAUUUGGAAACCUGGGGAUGCUCAGUGAAAGGGCCGCUGUUGUGGAGAGAAUGAGAGGUGAAGGCAGCUUCAGGGAGCCCGGGAGAAGCUGGUGGACGGAUGUUAGCUCAGGAAAAGUGCAUUCUUUUUCUGUCAGGGAUAGGAGUCACUCACAGAGCGACGAGAUUGUGGCCAAGCUCAAGCAAUUGUUGCUGAGAAUGAAAGAGGAGGGGUACGCAAGCGAUGUGAUCAACGUUCUAAAAGACAUACCCGAGGAAGAGAAAGAGGAUCACCUGUGCGGCCACAGUGAGAAGCUUGCGCUGGGGUGUGCUCUGGUGAACUCGCACCAGAAGGAGACCAUCAGAAUUGUGAAAAAUCUCCAAGUUUGUGACGGUUGCCAUGCGGCCACUGCUCUCAUCUCUAAGCUGGAAAAAAGGCUAAUCAUCUGCAAAGAUGCCAGUCGGGUUCAUGUGUUCCAGGAUGGCAGAUGUUCCUGUGACAACUACUUUUGAAAACAUGUCAGUGCUCUUUCUUGCAGUUA
Messenger RNA from Selaginella moellendorffii, 1653 nucleotides. Its product is annotated as putative pentatricopeptide repeat-containing protein At3g49142. The record is from RefSeq and is a predicted model, not a curated record. Bases 29 to 1624 code for a protein of 531 amino acids. Gene Ontology annotation, biological process: RNA modification. The transcript is spliced from 2 exons. Gene Ontology annotation, molecular function: protein binding; zinc ion binding; RNA binding. Lineage: Eukaryota; Viridiplantae; Streptophyta; Lycopodiopsida; Selaginellales; Selaginellaceae.